GGAGGAGGACGAGGGCGUCUCCUUCAGCGACCCCGAAGGCUACGUGGACGACAUCGAGGAAGAAGAGUUACUUGAAGACAUUCUGCAAGAGCGGCCUCAGGAAGCGGAUGGGAUCGACUCGGUGGUCGUUGUGGACAACGUCCCCCAGGUCGGGCCGGACCGUCUCGAGAAGCUGAAGAACGUCAUCCAUAAGAUUUUCUCCAAGUUCGGGAAAAUCACCAAUGAAUUUUACCCGGAAUCGGAUGGGCAGACUAAAGGGUACAUUUUCCUGGAAUACACGUCCCCCACCCACGCGCUAGAUGCCGUGAAAAACGCAGACGGCUACAAGCUGGACAAACAGCACACCUUCAGGGUCAACCUCUUCACUGACUUUGACAAGUAUAUGAACAUCAGCGACGACUGGGAGAUUCCCGAGAAACAGCCUUUUAAAGACCUGGGGAAUUUGCGUUACUGGCUGGAGGACCCAGAUUGUCGAGAUCAGUACAGCGUGAUCUUUGAAUCGGGGGACCGAACCACUAUUUACUGGAACGACGUCAAGGAGCCUGUCCCGAUCGAAGAAAGAGCUCGAUGGACGGAAACCUACGUCCGCUGGUCUCCAAAGGGCACCUGCCUGGCUACAUUCCAUCAGAAGGGCAUUGCUCUCUGGGGCGGGGAGAAAUUCAAGCAGAUCCAGAAGUUCAGCCAUCAGGGGGUCCAGCUCAUCGACUUCUCUCCCUGUGAAAGAUACAUGGUGUCCUUCAGCCCUCUGAUGGACACGCAGGAUGACCCUCAGGCCAUCAUCAUAUGGGACAUCCUCACGGGACAGAAGAAGCGAGGGUUCCACUGCGAAAGUUCGGCCCACUGGCCCAUUUUCAAGUGGAGCCACGACGGUAAAUUCUUUGCUCGGAUGACAUCCGAUGUGCUGAGCAUCUUCGAAACCCCCUCAAUGGGUCUCCUGGACAAGAAGAGCGUGAAAAUCAGUGGAAUCAGAGACUUUUCCUGGUCUCCGGGUGGCAACAUCAUCGCCUUCUGGGUGCCUGAAGACAAAGAUAUCCCCGCGAGGGUGACGCUGAUGCAACUGCCCUCCAGGCAGGAGAUCCGGGUCCGGAACCUGUUCAACGUGGUGGACUGCAAGCUGCACUGGCAGAAGAACGGGGAUUACCUGUGCGUGAAGGUCGACCGGACCCCCAAGGGCACACAGGGUGUAGUGACCAACUUUGAAAUAUUCCGCAUGAGAGAGAAGCAAGUUCCAGUCGACGUGGUAGAAAUGAAAGAACCCAUCAUAGCCUUUGCUUGGGAGCCAAACGGAAGCAAGUUCGCCGUGCUGCACGGGGAGGUGCCGCGCAUAAACUGCUCCUUCUAUCACGUGAAGAACAACGGGAAGAUCGAGCUCAUCAAAAUGUUUGACAAGCAGCAAGCAAACACGAUAUUCUGGAGUCCCCAAGGACAGUUUGUGGUGCUAGCGGGCCUCAGAAGCAUGAACGGUGCCUUAGCCUUCGUCGACACAUCCGACUGCACUAUGAUGAACAUCGCUGAGCAUUACACAGCCUCCGAUGUGGAGUGGGACCCCACCGGCCGAUACCUUGUGACAUCGGUGUCUUGGUGGAGCCACAAGGUGGACAACGCCUUCUGGCUGUGGACUUUCCAGGGUCGCCUCCUCCAGAAGAAUAACAAAGACCGAUUCUGCCAGUUGCUGUGGAGGCCCCGGCCCCCGACUUUGCUCACCCAGGAUCAAAUAAAGCAAAUCAAGAAAGACCUGAAGAAAUACUCCAAAAUCUUUGAGCAGAAAGAUCGCCUGAGCCAGUCCAAAGCCUCCAAGGAACUGGUCGACAGAAGGCGAACGAUGAUGGAGGAGUUCAGGAAAUACCGCAAGAUGGCGCAGGAUCUCUACCUGGAGCAAAGGAACGAACGGCUAGAGCUGCGAGGAGGAGUGGACACGGACGAGCUAGACAGCAACGUGGAAGAUUGGGAAGAGGAAACCAUUGAAUUUUUUAUCAAUGAAGAAAUUAUUCCCGUUACAGAGUCGGAGUAA
Messenger RNA from Euleptes europaea (tarantolino), 2011 nucleotides. It is a transcript of the gene EIF3B, whose product is annotated as eukaryotic translation initiation factor 3 subunit B. Gene Ontology annotation, cellular component: eukaryotic translation initiation factor 3 complex. NCBI's taxonomy places the organism in Eukaryota, Metazoa, Chordata, Lepidosauria, Squamata, Sphaerodactylidae. The record is from RefSeq and is a predicted model, not a curated record. Gene Ontology annotation, biological process: translational initiation. The coding region runs from base 383 to 2011 and encodes 542 amino acids. Gene Ontology annotation, molecular function: RNA binding; translation initiation factor binding; translation initiation factor activity. The transcript has 18 exons.